UGGGUCUUCAAGAAACAACUGCAUACAGAGCAAGCUUAUAUUACCCAGCCCUUUGUAGGAGAGUUCUAUGGAAAUCCCGAGGUACUUUUUGGUAAACAUUUCAAGACAAGACUAUCAAGGAGUCUUUCCCAUCGGGGUGUAAAGAAUAACCAGCUCCAUUAAUGAUUGGCAGGAAGACGAGCUUGUCUGCUAAGGUACCCCCGGGUGGCGACAAGAGCGCAGCAAGAUGGCGGCGUUCAGCAGCCGGGUGAGAGGGGUCCUGUGGGUUGCUUUCUUGGGGCUGUGCGGAGCUGUGCUAACCCUACUGAUCGUAGUCCUUGCUCGAACCUAUUCCAUCCAACCCCCGGCGCUGGCUCUUAGGCUUUGGCCGCGGAGGGACCAGCAGAGGCGUGUGGAGUCUGCGUUUAGUGCUCAAGAGCGACGGGAGCUCAAGAAGGUACUCCAAGGUGCCGUCAGAAUGCAAACGGUUUCCUUCUCGCCAAAUGAUCAGAAUACAACAGCCCUGGCAGAAUUUGAGCCAUAUAUUCGUAAAGCCUUUCCUGCAGUGUUUUCUGCAACAUUCAUUGAACAUGAAAUUAUUGGGGAAUAUAGCCACCUGUUCACAGUCCAGGGGACUAACCCUCAGCUACAGCCCUACAUGCUGAUUGCGCAUAUAGAUGUUGUUCCAGCUUCCCCAGAUGGAUGGGACGUCAGUGAUCCUUUCUCUGCUGAGGAGCGUGAUGGGUUUAUAUAUGGAAGAGGAACACUGGAUAACAAAAACUCUGUUAUGGGGAUUCUGCAUGCACUAGAAUUCUUACUGAGACGAAAUUACAGGCCUCACAGAUCUUUCUAUAUUGGUCUUGGCCAUGAUGAAGAGGUGGGUGGUCAAAAAGGAGCAAUGAAGAUUGUGGCUGAGCUAGAAUCUAGAGGAGUUCAACUUUCUUUCUUGCUUGAUGAGGGAAGCUUUAUCUUCGAUGGGAUCAUGACUGGAAUAGAUAAACCAGUAGCUACAAUAGCAAUUACAGAAAAGGGUGCAAUUACAGCAAAUCUCACUGUGACAUUAGAGCCUGGUCAUUCUUCUGCACCACCCAAGAGGACAAGUAUUGGUAUUCUUUCUGAAGCAUUGGCCAGGUUGGAACAGCAUCCCAUGCCCAAUCUGUUUGGUCAUGGGCCGGAAAUCUUGAUGUUUGAGCAGUUGGCGCCAGACUUCCGCUUUCCUCUAAACAUCAUCAUGUCAAAUCUGUGGCUGUUUGGGCCACUUGUUGGCAGAUUUCUUGAACAGACACCUUCCACUAAUGCCUUAGUUCGGACUACUACUGCAAUCACUAUGUUUCAUGCAGGAAUCAAGUCAAAUGUUAUUCCACCAUCUGCAAAUGCAACUGUGAAUUUCCGCAUCCAUACAUCGCAAACAGUUGACGAGGUCCUGGAUAUAGUAAACAAAACAAUUGAUGAUAAGAGAGUGAAGAUAGAAGUGGAGAGUGCCUUUGAUCCUCUUCCAGUUAGCCCCUGGGACGACCGGACCUUUGGAGUGCAGGUUUUCCGUCUGACCAUCCUGGAUGUUUUCCCAGAUGUUGGCAGUGUAGUUCCAGGUAUAUGUGUUGGAAACACUGACAGCAGACACUAUGGCAAUCUUACAAAUGCCAUUUAUCGAUUUAACCCAGUAAUCUUUAAAUCCGAUGAUUUACCAAGGUUCCAUGGGUUGAAUGAAAGGAUAUCUAUUGAAGGUUAUGAAAAGCAAGUGGAAUUUAUCUUUCAACUGAUUCAAAAUUCUGAUAUCAGCCAACUCACAGAGUCACAUGUAGACUUUCAUGAGUUGUAAAAACAAAGUAGGAAGGCUCGUGAGUACUGGUAGGAAUCAGAACUUUACAAAACAGCUGUGUUCCAUGUUGCUCUGGAGCUAAGUUAUUAGGACUGAUGACCAGCAUACAGAUUUAAAGUAACAACACUGUUUAUUACACAGCAAGCAAUUGUGAAACAUACUAAAAUCUAAAGUAGGACAAAUCACUUUGGACCAAAACAUAUGUAUUAAACAUCAUGUUAAGUUGUAUCUCACAAAAAUCUUAUUGCUGACCAUAUACGACAGCAGUAUAUAUAUAUUAAAGAUCCUUAAACUUUUCUCUUAAAAUGGUAGGUAGAGCAGUUCUCCAUAAUGAAAUGGGUCUUCUGUAACAUAAGGAGCUACCGCCUGUCCCUGCUGUUUGCUAAGCUGAGAACAAUUGCAAAUUGGUAAUAUGUGGCGUCAACCUUUCAAUGGGUUACAGCAAUGAUCACCUGAAAUGUGUGCUAUCACAUUAUGUUUUUGUAUUUCCAAACCUGUAUUCACCUUUAUCAAUCAGAUUUUUUCUUGUUUUAGUUUCUAGAGUUUAUAGUAUAAUGUGUAGUUAACUAAAAUAUGGAUAGAAGCACCUCCAGGGCUGGAAAAAAUCUUUCUGCCACACACAAAAACAAAUCAUAUGACUUGACUUCAGGAGCAAACUAGACGUUCAAGAGCAUAAUUCAAUCUUGGUUUGUAUCAAAUUCAUACAGAAUUGGAGAAAUUUGAAAGGCGUGCAUAGGCAUGUAGGAAGUGAGAAUUGAACCUCUUCUUGCCCCUCCCCCCCUCUCCAACACCUUUUCCCAACAAUCAGCACAGUAGCUUCAGGUAGAAAGAGGUGGGGUAGAGUGUGCUAAUAUGCAUUGAGAUCCCUUAAGAAAGCUAUUAGGAAAUAUAGAACACCAGCUUCCCCCAAGUUAUUUUGUUUUGGUCUUUCAUAUGUUUAUAGCUGCUCAAGUUUUAAUAGCAAAAAUGUGGAAAAUAUACUGUACCAAGCUCUGAAGAGGAAAAUCAGGGCUAUAACGAUAAAGAAUAAAAUAGCAAGAUAUAGGCAGUUAUGGCAGGGAAAGAUCUAUUCAGUGAAGAGUCUUAGAGAAAAAAAUAUUACCAUUUUUGUUGUACUGGAAUCGAUGUAAAACAAAUGCAGUAGUAAUUAUGGAUGUAUUAAGCAUUGUUUAAUUGAAUGUUUACAUAUAAUACGCAGUAUACAACCAUGAUUAUUGUGUAUUAUGGAACUGGAAAAUCACAUUAAAAUUAUCUGCCCAUGA
Rhineura floridana is the source of this 3060-nucleotide messenger RNA. It is a transcript of the gene PM20D1, whose product is annotated as peptidase M20 domain containing 1. The record is from RefSeq and is a predicted model, not a curated record. Gene Ontology annotation, biological process: amino acid metabolic process. Lineage: Eukaryota; Metazoa; Chordata; Lepidosauria; Squamata; Rhineuridae. The coding region runs from base 227 to 1798 and encodes 523 amino acids. Gene Ontology annotation, molecular function: metallocarboxypeptidase activity; hydrolase activity, acting on carbon-nitrogen (but not peptide) bonds, in linear amides. The transcript has 13 exons.